AUGGACCCCGAAGCCGUCGCUGUAGUCGUAGUGCUACUCGGUGCUUGCACAGCAUCUCUAGCUGCUGCUACGUUUGACAAGCGUUGUUGCAGGCGUCCACCUACUGGUGUCUCCACCUUCCCUACUACUACGUUUGAGGAUGCAAUGGCGGCUCCUAGCACGAAUUGGUUUCGUAAGAAACUACGGUGUGAUCGUCAAUCUUUUUUACUGUUGUACCGCGAAUUCCACGCCGCGUGUAAACGCAAGCCAGCAGCCAACAGUAAGUGCCCUCUGGUUAAGCGAUUUGCUCUAACAAUACUUUACCUAGCGCAGGGAGGAACCAUGGACGAGGCCGCCACGGUGCUGGGAAUUUCGCGCCCACGUUCCGUGGUUUACAUCAAUGACUGUUUAGAUCGGUGGAUGGAACGUUGA
Messenger RNA from Phytophthora infestans T30-4, 411 nucleotides. RefSeq lists its product as uncharacterized. Lineage: Eukaryota; Oomycota; Peronosporomycetes; Peronosporales; Peronosporaceae. The transcript is spliced from 2 exons. Bases 1 to 411 code for a protein of 136 amino acids. The record is from RefSeq and is a predicted model, not a curated record.